Messenger RNA from Setaria italica (foxtail millet), 1885 nucleotides. RefSeq names its product serine carboxypeptidase-like 42. Gene Ontology annotation, molecular function: serine-type carboxypeptidase activity. Gene Ontology annotation, biological process: proteolysis. The transcript is spliced from 10 exons. The record is from RefSeq and is a predicted model, not a curated record. Bases 161 to 1591 code for a protein of 476 amino acids. NCBI's taxonomy places the organism in Eukaryota, Viridiplantae, Streptophyta, Magnoliopsida, Poales, Poaceae.
CUGCCCUCCCCCUAGAGCCGGCCCUGCUUGUCUCGUCUCUCUGCCUCCUCUUCACUUGACUUGGUUGCUCUUCUCGCUCGCUCGUCCUCAAGCAGCUACGCAACCUACAUCGUUGACACGACGGCACCCAUCCAGGAGCUCAGUAGACAGUCAGUCAGCCAUGGCUGGUUCUUGGAGACGGACGCCGCUGACGGCAGCUGCGGCGGCGCUCCCUUGGCUCCUGCUCGGCUGCGUCUGCGCGCUGGGCUACCCUGAGUCCGACCUGGUGCGGGGGCUGCCGGGGCAGCCGCCGGUGGCGUUCCGGCAGUUCGCCGGGUACGUGGACGUGGACGAGCGCGCCGGGAGGAGCCUCUUCUACUACCUCGCCGAGGCCGACGGCGCCGCCGCCGCGUCCAAGCCUCUCACCCUCUGGCUCAACGGAGGUCCUGGAUGUUCUUCAGUUGGAGGUGGGGCUUUCACAGAGCUAGGCCCAUUUUAUCCAAGAGGGGAUGGUAGAGGCCUUAGAAUAAAUGACAAGUCAUGGAACAAAGUGUCAAACCUUCUUUUUGUGGAAUCUCCUGCUGGUGUCGGAUGGUCCUACUCAAACACAUCAUCAGACUACAAAACAGGAGAUGCACGCACCGCUAGUGACAUGCACAUAUUCCUGCUGAAAUGGUAUGAGAAGUUUCCAGAGUACAAAUCAAGAGAUCUUUUCCUUACUGGAGAGAGUUAUGCAGGGCAUUACAUACCGCAACUGACCAAUGUACUUAUCAGUCAUAACAAGGAAUCAAAGGGUUUCAAAUUCAAUAUCAAAGGAGUUGCUAUUGGAAACCCACUCCUCAAGCUUGACAGGGAUAUCGCCUCAAUCUAUGAGUACUUCUGGUCUCAUGGCAUGAUCUCCGAUGAGGUUGGCUUGGCAAUCACAAAUGCCUGUGAUUUUGAGGACUACACCUUCAGCAGCCCUCACAACGAGAGCCAAUCGUGCAAUGACGCCAUUGCAGAGGCAAACAAAGUGGUUGGGGAUUAUGUCAAUAACUAUGAUGUUCUGCUAGAUGUCUGCUACCCAUCAAUUGUGAUGCAGGAGCUGCGGCUGCGAAAAUAUGUAACUAAAAUCAGCAUGGGCGUUGAUAUCUGCAUGUCCUAUGAGAGAUUCUUCUAUUUUAACCUACCAGAAGUUCAGCAGGCACUCCAUGCCAACAGAACGAGAUUGCCAUACAAAUGGAGUAUGUGCAGCGCGGUGCUGAACUACAGCGAUACUGACGGCAACAUCAACAUUCUGCCGUUGCUGCAGAGGAUCAUUGAGCACAACAUACCAGUUUGGGUAUUCAGUGGUGAUCAGGACUCUGUGGUGCCCCUCCUCGGCUCACGAACCCUAGUGCGUGAACUAGCUCAUGACAUGGGCCUUGACGUCACCGUCCCUUACCGUGCUUGGUUCCACAACGAUCAGGUUGCCGGGUGGGUGACGGAGUACGGGAAGCUGCUGACCUUCGCAACGGUUCGUGGCGCGGCUCACAUGGUGCCGUUUGCGCAGCCGGACCGGGCUCUCGGCCUCUUCCGGUGGUUUGUGGAUGGACAAAGGCUUCCAAACACAACCAAUCCGUCAACUGGAUGAAUAAUUUGUUGAUAUACAUGCAUGAUUGGUUGCUGAUGUCUCGCGCUGACAGUUGGUCCCUGAUCUUGAGAAGGGCCCCAUUUUUCCGGAACCGAGUGAAAGAAAUUAUUCAAAUGUCAGUAGGAAAACAUGUAACUUUUUUCCCUGAUCCUGCUAUGGAUAGCCUUCUAAACUGUCUGUAGUAUUUUCUUCAUUCUGAUAACCAAACAGAGCUCUCCAACCAAAAGAAAAUAUCGAAAUGCUGCCUCUCUUUGUACGCUCGCAGAAACUGUUGAUGAACAUUCUUGGAUGUAA